Molecule: messenger RNA, 4508 nt
Organism: Alligator sinensis (Chinese alligator)
Lineage: Eukaryota; Metazoa; Chordata; Crocodylia; Alligatoridae
Gene: TLR7
Product: toll like receptor 7
Exons: 2
Coding region: 272-3424 (1050 amino acids)
Biological process (GO): canonical NF-kappaB signal transduction; toll-like receptor signaling pathway; positive regulation of interleukin-6 production
Cellular component (GO): plasma membrane
Molecular function (GO): protein binding; pattern recognition receptor activity
Source: RefSeq, a predicted model, not a curated record
UUAAUGAGGUACUAUCUUCUCUAUUUAAAUAUGAGUCUUUGAGGAAGUGAGUGGCAUUGGUAGCUUUUUCAUGCAUAAUUCUCAGAGCUGAAGAGAAAAUGAUAUGCUGGUAGUUAACAUUAUAUUCUUGAAAUGAGUUAUACCAGCGUGUACUGUCUUCUGUACCUGAGCUGAAACAGUGGGGACCUCAUUCAAACUAUUCUCUCUCCCUCUGGUUUACAAUUUUCACCAAAGAAAAGUCUCCUUUGAACCUUGGAAGAGCACAAGGAAAAUGGCAUUUCAUAGACGACCCUCAAACAGAUUGCUGUUACUUGUGCUCUUUCUGUUUCCAAACCUGCUAUCAUGCAGAUGGUUUCCUAAAAGCUUACCCUGUGAUGUAAAAGUAGAAGCCUCAAAAGCCAGCGUGGUAGUGGACUGCAGCGAGCGUCAUCUCACAGAAAUCCCAGAAGGGAUUCCUGCAAAUGCAACAAACCUGAUUCUUACUAUUAAUCAUAUCCCGAGCAUUUUCUCAACCUCCUUUGCCCACCUUGAUAAUCUCACAGAGAUUGAUUUCAGGUGUAACUGUGUGCCUGUCAAAUCGGGGCCAAAAGAUCACGUGUGUACUAGGAGACCACAGAUUGCAAAUGGCAGCUUUGCCAUACUAACGAAGUUAAAGUCAUUGUAUUUGGAUGGAAAUCAACUGUUGGAAAUACCUCGGAGUCUUCCUCCUAAUUUACGCCUGCUAAGCCUUGAAGCCAACAGCAUCUUUUCUCUCACAAAAGAGAAAUUAUCAGAACUCAGAAACAUUAAAAAGUUGUACUUGGGCCAGAACUGCUAUUAUCGGAAUCCCUGCAACAUUUCAUUUGAAAUAGAAGAAAAUGCCUUCCAGGACUUAAAAAGUUUAAUUGUAUUGUCCCUCAAAUCCAAUAAUUUAACUUAUGUCCCCCACAAUUUGCCAUCCACUUUAAAAGAACUAUACCUUUACAAUAACAUGAUUCAAGCUGUUCAGGAGCACAGUUUAAAUGGCCUUCACAAUCUGGAAAUUCUUGAUUUAAGUGGAAAUUGCCCUCGCUGCUACAACUCUCCAUUUCCUUGUACUCCUUGUCCCCACAAUGCCCCAAUUGCAAUCCAUCCCCAAGCAUUUGAUUCCUUAAAACAAUUAAAAAUUCUGCGGCUCCACAGUAAUUCCCUUCACUGUGUACCCAACAGCUGGUUUAAAAACACCAAAAAUCUACAAGUGCUUGAUCUUUCCCAAAAUUUCCUAGCCAAGGAAAUUGGAGAGGCUCAUUUUUUGAAUCUUAUUCCCAAUCUUGUAGAGCUGGAUCUCUCCUUUAAUUUUGAUCUUCAGGUCUAUUCUACAGUUUUGAACCUGUCUAAGACAUUUGCCUCUCUCUCUAACCUGGAAAUUUUGAGGGUCAGAGGUUAUGUCUUCAGAGAACUGAAUCUAGAAAAUCUGUCUCCAUUGCUUCAUCUUAGAAAUCUGACUGUGCUGGACCUUGGAACUAAUUUUAUCAAAGUUGCUAACCUGAAUGUGUUUAAAAAAUUCCCAUCUCUUAAAGUCAUAGACCUCUCAGUCAAUAAAAUAUCUCCUUAUUCAGGUGAAGGCAGUAAUAAUGGUUUCUGUUCUACCCCCAGGGCUUCAGUAAAGCACUACAGUAACCAAAUAGGGCAAGAGAUGCACUAUUUCAGGUAUGAUGAGUAUGGACGAGGUUGUAAGUCCAAGGACAAAGAGGCUACUUCCUUCCAACCUUUUGCUGAUGAAGAUUGCCUAAAUUAUGGAGAAACUCUAGAUUUAAGCAGAAAUGACAUAUUUUUUAUUAACCCCUCUGAUUUCCAACAUCUCAGUUUCCUAAAAUGCCUCAAUUUAUCAGGUAAUGCCAUUAGUCAAACUUUGAAUGGAAGUGAAUUCCGCCCUUUGGCUGGAUUGAAAUAUCUAGAUUUUUCUAACAACAGGCUUGAUUUGUUAUAUUCAACUGCCUUCCAGGAGCUUAAACAUCUAGAAAUUCUUGACCUUAGUUAUAACCAACAUUAUUUUCUGUCAGAAGGUAUAACUCAUAUGCUCAAUUUUACAAAGAAUAUGGCCUUUUUGAAGAAACUGGUGAUGAACUGGAAUGAAAUUUCUACUUCUGCAAGCACGGGGAUGGAAAGUCAAUCUCUUCAAAUUCUGGAAUUUAAAGGAAAUCAUUUAGAUAUUUUAUGGAGGGAUGGAGAUGCUAGAUACCUCUCAUUCUUCAAGAAUUUGACCACGUUAGAGCAACUGGACAUUUCCUUCAACUUUCUGGAUUUUUUGCCUCCUGGUGUUUUUGAAGACCUGCCUCCAAACCUCAAGCAACUUAACUUAACCAGUAACAAGUUAAGGACUUUCAACUGGGGAAAACUACACCUUCUAAAGAAACUCAAAAACUUGGAUCUUAGCAAUAACCUAUUGACUACUGUUCCAAGGAAGCUGUCGAAUUGCUCUUCAACUAUCCAGAAACUGAUACUGCAAAACAAUCAAAUUCCAAGGCUGACUAUGCACUUUCUUAGCGGUGCUUUCCAAUUAAAGUACUUGGAUCUCAGCUUAAACAAGAUCCAAAUAAUUAGGAAAUCUAGCUUCCCAGAGAAUGUCAUCAACAAUCUGGAAGUGCUGCUUCUACAUGGAAAUCCUUUCAAGUGCAUUUGUGAUGCUGUAUGGUUUGUUUGGUGGAUCAAUCAGACUGAGGUUACUAUUCCACUUCUAGCCACAGAUGUGACAUGUGCAGGCCCAGGCGCACAUAAAGGAAAAAGUGUGAUUUUUUUGGAUAUGUAUACCUGCGAGUUAGACUACUCUUAUUUGAUUUUGUAUUCUAUGUUAGCAACACUUAUCCUAUGUAUAAUGGUGUUUGCUGUCAUUAACCAUCUCUAUUUCUGGGAUAUGUGGUAUAGCUAUCAUUACUGUACUGCCAAGCUAAAAGGUUAUCAGCGUUUGCUUUCAGCAAACACCUGCUACGAUGCUUUUGUUGCCUAUGAUAAGAAUGAUCCAGCUGUAACUGAAUGGGUCUUGAAAGAAUUAGUUGAAAAAAUGGAAGAUCAAAAAGAUAAACAGUUCAAUUUAUGCCUGGAAGAAAGAGACUGGCUCCCUGGGCAACCAGUCUUAGACAACCUUUCCCAGAGCAUACAACUGAGCAGAAAAACCAUAUUUGUUCUGACAAAAGAGUACUCAAAAAGUGGUAACUUCAAGACUGCAUUUUACAUGGCUCACCAAAGACUUAUGGAUGAAAAGUUGGAUGUGAUUAUUCUGAUAUUUCUACAGAAAGCAUUGCAGAAUUCCAGGUACCUCCGGCUGAGAAAGAGGUUGUGCAGUAGCUCUGUCCUGGAAUGGCCAGCCAACCCUCAAUCGCAGCCUUAUUUCUGGCAAUGUCUGAAAACCACUUUGGCGACAAACAGUACCAUGGCCUACAACAAACUUUUCCAAGAAACUGUGUAGCUUUACCAUUCCCUGAAAAAUCUUUGUGUGGCAUGGGGAAGGCAGGAUGAUGCUAUCUUUAAAUUUCACUUAAGUUAUAUUUCCAGCUUUGAAACCUUCUUUAAAAGCGAUAUCACAUGCAAAAGUUAAAUGAACAUUUGGUAUUGGAAAUAAUAUAUUUUUUUUUAUUUUAACUUAUCUCCUGUGUCAAAAAGGCUUUGUCUAACUUUAUGCCAAACUGACUGUUUAAAUGGCAUGUACUUUAUGUAGCAUGCACUGUGACACAGUGGAAAUAAGAUGCACUACCAGCUGAAAGGCUGAGGUUUGGAACAGAAUUGCACUUCCAGCUUUCAUUCCAGUGAAGGCUGACAGCAUCUCCUGCAGGUUGGCUCAGCUCUUUGUGAGACCACUUGCUUGACUCACUGUAUUAUAUGGACUAUUAGGAGAAAUUCAGCUGUACCUUAAAUUGCUGCUGUUUGGACGAUUGAUAGAUUAGAGGUAAUAUCAAACAGUAGCACCAGUAUGUAUCUUUGCAAAACAUAAACAGUACUUACUACUACGUUAAUGGUAAGAACAGUCCCUAAAGUAGUUCACAGUUUACUUUGGGGAGUCAGUAAAAUGUAAGUAGUAUUGCCUUGGAGUUAUGUGCCUAUAUCUGGCAAACCUGUAUUUAAGCCCUCUAUCCAGAGUUUAGGCAGGUCUGGCUUGCUUUCUUUUCCGUAGUGGAGAAGAAUAGCUUGUCCAAGUGAGUCUUCUCAUCCUGUUUGCUGUCAUUGACACACAUCUCAGGUUACCCAAACCCUUUCUCUCUUCACAGGUUCCAGCAUUUAUACAAAUUACACCUCUUGUCUUAAGAGAAGAGUGGCUGUCUUCACCCAAGUUCUCUGAAUCUGUGCAUCUAGAGCAGUAAUACAUGUGUGGUACUUAUGCAGUAAUACAAAACUGAAUAGAGACACUUGGUCACAUAUAACAGUAGUCAAAGAUAAAACAAUUUAACAUUCUGGGUUUGUUGAUUAAUGGUAAAAGUUGGGGGGGUUGGAAAAAUGGUCAUCUUAUGAUUAUAUUUUGUAAGAAGUAUCAAUAUAUAAACAAGAGCUAAAGCUGA